AGUAAGGUAUUUUCAGUUUAAUAUUCUUCCCAGCAUCCCUUGGAAUAGUCCUUAGAAGUUUUUGCAUGCUAUUAGGUGGUAGUUUCGGUAGAAAAUCCGUUUGCGUUUCUGAGAAAGCCUCACGCACGCCAAUUUGACAGCUCUGUCGUGAAAUUUAUCGCGCAAUAAACACCGCAAAAACUCGCGAAAAGUUGCAAAAAAUGAGUGAAAUUCCACCGGAAUUGGACACAAGUCUGGCGGAUUCUCUGCAUGAGCAUCUGUCGGCGGGAAGGGUGAAGGAAGCUUUGGAUGUUACGGCAGAUAAUCGAUUUCAUGCAUGUCUGAAGAGCAAUUGCUCCGAUACAAUAAGAGUUCUCACAGAAUUCCUCACUACCAAGACUUUCAAUGAGAAUCCCGAGGUCUAUGGGGCUUGUGAGGAUAUAUUGAAGACUGUCACGAGUGUGGCAGCUCCUCAGGAAGUCCUCCUUGAACUCAUGGCUGCAAUGGAGGAAUCCUCUUGGGAUCAGAGCUUAUUCAAGAGUCUCCUGAAAGCGCUACAAUUGUGCAUCCUGAGACUUCCGGAAAACAAGAUUUUAUCCAUUGACCACGCCCUUAAUGCAGUUUUUAAGCAUGUGGUUUCUUUGUCUGCCGAAAGCACUAGUCACUGUUAUUCCGAGGAGAGGCAAAAAGUGCUAGAGAGUGAUAAAGAAGUCACAGAUUUUUUGACCAGGCACAUAACUCUAACGUUGUUUUUGGAGCCACUGAGGGAGGAGUUUAUCAAGGUUCCUCUGCCAACACCAAUAAAUUUCCCCGAGAAAUCAAAACGGAGUGUCUUGAUAAAGUUUCUCAUGAAACUCCUGGGCAAAGGAUCCUUCCCAAAGCUCCAUUUGAAGGCUGAAGAAACGCCAAUAAAUACUUACACAAGACAGUGCUCAGGUUUCUACGUGGACAGCAUUACUGAUCUCCUCGGUGGAGAUCCCUUCAGCAUCCUGCCCUGGAUUGAAGAGCGAUUCAGAUGGUCAGGCAAAAAAGACAAGAAAACAUUCUGUAUUUUCCUCAAUGAGGUUAAAAUUCCCUCAACGAGUCUCAUGAUAUUUUUCUAUGUGAUCUUUGUUGGCAAACAAAUCCCUUCCCAAAGCCCCAAAAUCUACUCCCCGAUCUACAUCUUCGAAAUCAUUCUCUACCUCAUUACGUCCUCCCUCGAAAAUCCCUACAAUGAGGUCAAAAUGAAGGCUGUGGAACUCCUUCAAGCUUCCCUGGAAAAUCUCGAACUCAAAGCCCUUAAAACCAAUCACCUUGAACUCCAAAUUCAUGCAAAUCUCUGCCUGAGUCUUACAAACUUAAUGAUUUACAAUGAAUCCGAAGACAUCCGGAAGACUUCCAUUGACACCUUCCGGAGCUAUCUCAGGAAAUUUGACGAUGAGGGCAGAUUUGUGAUAAUUGAGAAGCUCUUUGACAAAUACCAACACGAUGCCAGUAACUUCAGGGGCUUCCUCACGACACAAUUCAAAGAUUUUGUGGCAGAAAUUCUCACCACGGAAGAGAAUCGCUUUCCUGUCCAGGACAGAUUUGACAGAAUCUUCAAUCGUCACUUAACCACCCUCCGCGAUCGUGAGACGACAGAUCUCGUCCAGGAAGCUGAAGCAAUCAUAGCAUCUCUCAAUACAAUUCGCUUCCUGGCUCUCAGGGACCUAAAGAAUUGCACCUCGUUCUGGGAUCGCGUACCAGAGCUCCACAUCAACUACCUCCAUCACAUCCGGAAGAGUCUGGACCUCGGAAGGGCUCACUACGAGGCGGAAAAGAUCAAAAUCGAGAAUAAUGAAGAUGAAGACAUCUCAGAGAAGAUUUCAGUCAACAUCAGAGAAAAAUCACUGCCCAAGUUGUCCAAGAAGCAAAAACUCUUCGUAAUGAACAACUCUCUGAUGAAGCUGGAUCUCAUUGAGAGUGUCCUGGCCAGGGUCAAUGAAUGUCUCAAUAAUGUUCCGGAAUUCUUGGCAAAUUAGCUGUUGGGCAAUUGUUGACAAUUUCUUGCAUUGUUUACCUUUCUUCAGUAAUCAAUCUUAAAAAUUGUUUAAUUUAAUCCUGUUAACUAAACAAAAUGAUUCAGAAAUAAUUAUUUGCAUUUAAUUUUUUUUUUUAAUAAAAAUUUAACAAAUUAUGUUUUAAUUUAUUUUACUGGAAUUGUCAUUUUAAUAAAAAAAAUAAUAAUAGUAUAAUA
Phlebotomus papatasi is the source of this 2197-nucleotide messenger RNA. RefSeq lists its product as uncharacterized. Bases 201 to 1982 code for a protein of 593 amino acids. Gene Ontology annotation, cellular component: cytoplasm. Gene Ontology annotation, molecular function: ubiquitin-protein transferase inhibitor activity. NCBI's taxonomy places the organism in Eukaryota, Metazoa, Arthropoda, Insecta, Diptera, Psychodidae. The transcript has a single exon. The record is from RefSeq and is a predicted model, not a curated record.